Molecule: messenger RNA, 2102 nt
Organism: Engraulis encrasicolus (European anchovy)
Lineage: Eukaryota; Metazoa; Chordata; Actinopteri; Clupeiformes; Engraulidae
Product: complement C1q tumor necrosis factor-related protein 3-like
Exons: 5
Coding region: 112-774 (220 amino acids)
Molecular function (GO): protein binding
Source: RefSeq, a predicted model, not a curated record
AGAAGAAUAAAGGGAAACAUAUGUGUGUGUUUGUGUCAGUGUGUGUGUUUGUGUGUGUGUUUUUAACAUAAGUGUGAGUGUGUGUGACUGUAAUUGUGAGCUGGUGUGUUUAUGAUGAAGACUCCUGGAGCCGUGCUGCUGCUACUGCUGUGGCUGGUGGCGUGUGUGGGAGCGGCGGAUCAGUGUCUUCCACAGGUAACAGCAGAGCUGAGAGAAAUGAGCCGUCUACUGGAGCAGCAGAGAGUGGAGUUCACCAACGCCAAAGCAGCUCUGGAGAAGAAGAUACAGGAGACGCAGACUCAGAAAGACGCCCCUGUUGCCUUCUCCGCCUCGUUUGACAUGAGAGAGGACCUGCACAUCGGCCCCUUUAACCAAGACACCACCCUGGUCUUCAACUACACUUUCACCAACGUGGGCAACCACUACAACACAAGCACAGGUGUCUUCACGGCCCCCGUAUGCGGUGUCUACCAGUUCCACUACCAUGUGUUUGCGAGCGGUGUUAAGGGGACGGGAGCAAAUCUGGAGAGGAACGGGCACCACGUGGUGUCGGCCUACAACCAUUUGGCACCCGACGGGCACGACGUCAACACCUCCCAGACCGUGAGCAUCGAGCUGCGGGAGGGGGACAAGGUGUGCCUGCGUCUGGAGAGGGGCUGGUGGGUCGCAGCCUACACAGCACACCAAACCACCUUCAGCGGCCAGCUCCUUUUCGAAGCGAAGCAGCUUCCCUCUGGACUCCACCCACCACUAGACUGCGUGCAACCCCAAUAAAGGAGGUGGAGCUGGUCGAGGGCAUCCAUGGCCUAAUAGAUAGGGGGUUGGCUUUGUGAUCAGAGGGUUGCAGGUUUGAUUCUUGUGAUAUCCAUGGCUGCAGUGUGCUUUUGAGCAAUGUACCUAAUCUCAAAUUGCUCCAGGCACGGUAACCGACACACUGUGACUGUAAGCCGCAUUGGACAAAAAGCAUCCGCUACUGUAACAAUAACGCUACACUGGACGUUACGUUACUUAGUUACAAGUUACAAGUUGCGUCAAAUGCACGUUUUCCUCAACAAAAUAAAGUUCGGGAGAAGUGUAAUAAAAUUUGACAGGUCCAAAUCAACACCUGCACUCUCUUCCCUGCUCGUCUGUCAUUCGUUGAUAUUGGGCAUGAACAGACGGGCACGCCUUAUUAUUCACCUGAGUCUAAUUCUCCGUUCAGCCACCAUUCGACAGAAUUGCAGUGCAAUGACACCUUGCAUACCCGUCAAUGAUCAGCACCACAUUUAUUCCUUGCUCACCUGUUCCCAGGCAGAAAAUCGCUUUCUCGCUCGCAUCCCCCUCUAUCCGUCACCCCCUCUCUCUGUCACCUUGCUCAAUUCGUUCAGAGUUCUGCCCUUGCUCCUGCUCGGUUCUGCUCGCUCUCCCAACACCCCUGGUCAGGGGGUGUCAACUCAGAGUUUGCACAUAUCUGCUGGUGCAGGUACUGUCCGAGCUCUAAAUUGGAGCCCCGUUCUCCCGAGCCCGAGAAUCGCCACUCUCGAGCUCGGCAGUACUUCAGCACCAUGGCCAGCAACCUUGCCCAAAUACGCUACUUCGCAUUUUAAUCUUAGCUCCUUGAGUGCAGCGGUCGCGCGACCCUGUGAAUCACUUUUAUGAUCGGUCCGCCGCAUGGACAGCCAUUCUCCUGCAAGAACUGCAUAAUCACGAGAAGCCCGUUCUCCAGCGAGAAGGAAGAUGUAUGCAUACAUAGGCUACUGAAUUCUAAUUUCAGAAAGCGCACUAAUGAAAUACACAUAGAAAAUAAUGAGCUACAUUUUUUUACAUUAUUCACUGCACUGCCGUGUCUGGUGUAGCCAGUUCCAUUAGUGGGAAUCUAACUGUUACGGCAGAUAAGUAUUUGACAUAUCCAGUGUAGCCCCAGAGUAUGUGUGAUGUAAUGUAAUUAGAAGUAACACAACUGGAUUAGUCAGGUUGACCACACGCGCACACACACACCCUAGUCAUGCUACCUGGGCCAUGCCGGUUAGGAUGGUGCAGAGGAUGUGCACUUGCCAAUGUCUUACAAUUUGUAAUCUAAUAUUCUGAAUCAAUUCAAAAAUAAAAUUGUUAAUAAAAAAUAA